AUGGGCAGAGAGUACCACGUUGUCACUUUAAUCACAGUAGUGCUAUAUUUUAUUCUCAUUCUAUUGAACUGCAUAUGCAGCCAAAAUACCAUCCUUCUUGAGGAGAAAGAGAGUAUCGAAAAAGAGCUACGUGAACAAAUCAUUAUUGAAGCAGAGGAAUACAAGAAAGCCUACCAUGAGAAGCGGAAGUCGACUUCUGAAACAAAUAGGGCUCAGAACAGAGAAAAGGAAAAGCUUUUCUUAGCGAACCAGGAGAAAUUCCAUGCUAACGCUGAUAAGCAGUGGUGGAAAGCUAUAGCAGAGCUCAUUCCAAAUGAGGUUCCCAACCUCGAAAAGAGAGGGAAGAAAGAGCAGGAGAAGAAGCCCUCCAUUUUAGUCAUUAAAGGGCCAAAGCCUGGUAAGCCAACUGACCUAUCGAGGAUGCGACAUUUGCUACUGAAACUGAAGAACAAUACCCCUCCUCACAUGGAGAUUGCUCUGUCUGCAACUUCAGCUCCAGCUGAUGCUGCUGAAGCAAAGCUUAAAGCUCCCAAGGAAGUCGUAGUUGCAGGUUAAGAGGUACGGCUUGUUUUGAUUAAUAGUUUCUCAGAUGAUUUCUUUUGCUGUUAGUACUAUUUUAUUGGGUUCUGAUUUGGAUGAAGAUUUAAGUUUGUUCUGAGUUAUUUUUCUGCUAUUUAAGAGGACGAGUUUAUUAUAUUUACUUGAACGUAAAUAGUUAUAAUUUUUAUGAGCGUUCUGUUCACAUUCUUGCUCUAUUUGAGCAAAAGGAUAUCAUUGAUGCAAA
Messenger RNA from Dendrobium catenatum, 784 nucleotides. RefSeq names its product clathrin light chain 1. Gene Ontology annotation, molecular function: clathrin heavy chain binding; structural molecule activity. The coding region runs from base 1 to 555 and encodes 184 amino acids. Gene Ontology annotation, biological process: clathrin coat assembly; clathrin-dependent endocytosis; intracellular protein transport. The record is from RefSeq and is a predicted model, not a curated record. Lineage: Eukaryota; Viridiplantae; Streptophyta; Magnoliopsida; Asparagales; Orchidaceae. The transcript has 3 exons. Gene Ontology annotation, cellular component: clathrin coat of coated pit; clathrin coat of trans-Golgi network vesicle; plasma membrane.